Triticum aestivum (bread wheat) is the source of this 1667-nucleotide messenger RNA. RefSeq lists its product as uncharacterized. The coding region runs from base 202 to 1560 and encodes 452 amino acids. Lineage: Eukaryota; Viridiplantae; Streptophyta; Magnoliopsida; Poales; Poaceae. The record is from RefSeq and is a predicted model, not a curated record. The transcript is spliced from 4 exons.
UUCAGCUCCCUUAGAGCAUCUCCAGCCGUUGGCCCCCGAGGCGGCGACUUUACACGCCCCCUGGGGGCGAGCCGGCGCUAAAAUUGGCGCGGGGGCGAGCGGGUUCCCAUCCGCUCGCCCCAGGGUCACCCCAGACACGUUUUUUAUUUGAAUUCGGCAAAAUUCGGCUAAAAUUUGGCAAACUUGAUAUUCACAUUGAACAUGUUUGGCGUUUUACAUAAAUUAUUUAAAAAAGCAAACUACGGGGCUGCGAAGAAGCCGAUCAGCGCGGCGAAGUCGCCGACGUCGCCGCCGUCCUCGUUGUCGUCGGCGGCCUUCUCCUUCUUGAUGGCGCGGCCGCCACUGCUGGACCCCUGCCCGCCGUCUCCAUGGUGGACAGGCGGUGGCGGCGCAUCGUCGUCGUCGUCGCUGUCGUCGAGGACGACGAUGCCUCCCUCGUCCCGGCCACGGCGGCGAGCUUCGAACCGUGCGAAGGCGGCGCACUGGCGCUCCCUCUCCAAGUGCACCCAGUCGUCGCGCGCCCAUUUGAGGGCCGCUUCAUCGUCGAGCGCCUCCUCCUUGACGGGCUCCGUCUUCACGACGGGGAGCCCCGACUCUGACUUGAUGGCGGCGAGGCCCGGCUCCGUCUUGGGCUUGACGAAACACGGAGGAGCCGAGGAGGUGGCACGCCGGCCGCCCUCGUUGAUGACGAUGCCGGCGCUGCGGGUGCGCCAGCCGAGCGGCGUCUCCGCGGCGGGCUCUGCCUUGACGCCGAAGAGCGCCGGCGAGCCGGAAGAGUGGGAGGAGGAGUGGGAGGAGGAGGAGGCGGCGAAUCUCCUGGGCACCCACGGCCCGGCGCUCCGGCGAGGGGCCGGCACGGCCACCGUGGCUGGGUAUGCCAGCGGCGGGUUAUUGCCGCCCUCGAGGUCGUCGGCGCACGCCCUGGCCAUGGCGCGGUCGCGGCAAACCUUGAGCUGGAUCCGCUCCUCGUACAGCUUGCACGCCAGCGUCCACUUGUACUCCUUCCCCUUGGAGGGCGACCCCUCGCCGGCGCCGUCGACCAGGUUCUCCGAUGAGGUCCGCGUGUGCACGCGCCGCGCGAUGGACGUCGACAUCAAGGGUCUCUCCCUCCCGUCCACGUCCUCGACCUCCGGCUUUUCCUGCGGCUCUGACGCAGGCUGCUGCACAUCCUCUUGGUGGUCUUGUCCGUCAGCUUGCAGGUCUUCGCUGCAUUAUUCGGCCACCUUCGACUCCACCAAUGCUUUCGGUCAGAUUCUUCUCGAGGAAGACGAACAUGGCAACACUCCAAUCUCUUUUCCUCAACCGCAUGUCCGCAUCAGUACUGAAUGUGAUGCCAAGUCCCUGAAACACCGUUCCAGACCACCAGAUCCGGAGUGCCGCCGCUGGAUCCUGUCCCAAUCACGCCUGCAGUCAAGAACCGGGACAGCGUCGUGCGCCCUUCCCCGUCUCCAACGCUCCAGUGCCCACGCCGUCGAUGCUGUCGUCAUUUCAGCAUCAUUCGAAUGUGUGUGGAUUUGGUCACUUCAUUGCCUUCCCAUCGUGUUUAUCGUGUUGGGUUAACAACAGAGUGUGCGUGCGUGAUGGCUGGAUGUACCAUGUACGGGCAGAAACUCUGUUGAGGGGACCGCGAGUUGAAUACUAAACAAUGCAAGGUCUUUUCUGUAAAA